AUGGCCGAUGAUCCUGAGGUGAGGAAGGACGCCAUCGCCCUGGUUACGACUCCGCUCGAGGCGUCUCCAAUGGACAAACUCCUAGCGUCAACAUCUGACUGGUUUAAGCUGAGCGUUAGAAUAGCUUGGCUUCUUCGACUGAAGGCAAAACUCUUCUCUAGAAGCUCGCCUCUCAAAUUUAACGACGAAGAAUUCGGCACGUUGAUGUGCGAGGUGGAGGCCAUCCUUAACAACCGUCCUCUGACGCCAGUCUCGGACAAUCCCGAUGAUCUUGAGGCGCUGACUCCCAAUCACUUGCUUCUUUUGAAUGCCGGCGUGACAUUCCCGCCCGGACUUUUUUGCAAGAGUGACGCCUGCUCAAAGAAGCGUUGGAAGCAGGUACAAUACCUGGCAGAUUUGUUUUGGACGAGAUGGCGACGCGAGUACCUCACGUUAUUGCAAACUCGUCAAAAAUGGACAAACGUCAAGCGUUCCGUGCAGCCUGGUGACUUGGUGCUGGUGAGCGAUAACCAGCUGCCUCGCAACCAGUGGCCUCUCGGGCGCAUAGUUGAAAUAAGACCCGGCGACGACGCCAGA
Molecule: messenger RNA, 576 nt
Organism: Hyalella azteca
Lineage: Eukaryota; Metazoa; Arthropoda; Malacostraca; Amphipoda; Hyalellidae
Exons: 2
Source: RefSeq, a predicted model, not a curated record